UUUUAGAUUAGAUUUUUUUCAGUGUUUUUCUAACGUUGCUAAUCUAACUCGUUUUCUUCAAGUUUUCCUCGAUGUAGUUAUUAGGUUUUCAAUAUGUCUCUAAAAUAAGUAGAUAAAUAGGCUUAACAUCUACUCGAAUCGUAAAUGACGCCCACAAAGACUACAACAACUGAAGUAGAAAUGGUGAUACGAAAUAGAAAAACUGUUGUUAAAGACGGGAUUAUGACAAUGUCUGGAAUUGGCGAGCCUUCGGUUUUCCAUGCGUUAGUAGUGAUAUUUUUGGAAUUCUUUGCAUGGGGUUUGUUGACUAUGCCGAUUAUAUCAGUCCUGAAUGCGACGUUCCCGGAUCACACUUUCCUAAUGAAUGGACUUAUCAUGGGUAUCAAAGGAAUUUUGUCCUUUUUGUCAGCACCUCUAAUUGGCGCUUUAUCUGACGUGUGGGGUCGGAAGUUUUUCCUACUAGUAACAGUGUUCUUCACUUGUGCGCCAAUUCCAUUGAUGACAUUAAAUACUUGGUGGUUCUUUGCCAUGAUCAGCUUAAGUGGAGUAUUUGCAGUAACCUUUUCGAUCGUAUUUGCUUAUGUUGCUGAUGUAACAACUGAAGCAGAGCGUUCACGAGCAUAUGGACUGGUAUCUGCGACUUUCGCCGCGAGUAUGGUAAUAUCACCUGCACUUGGUGCUUAUUUGAUGGACUUAUAUGGCGAGGCACUUGUUGUCGUAGCAGCAACUGCAGUCGCAGUUCUGGACGUGUUUUUUAUCAUGGUGGCAGUUCCGGAGAGUCUCCCUGAGAAAGUUAGACCAAGUGGCUGGGGGCCUGCUAUAAGCUGGGAGCAGGCUGACCCAUUUGCUGCUCUAAGGAAAGUUGGUGCAGAUCGCACUGUACUCAUGUUGUGCGUAGCUGUAUUCCUCUCUUACUUGCCUGAAGCCGGGCAGUAUUCUUGCAUAUUUGUGUAUUUGAAAUUAGUUAUGGGAUUCGGUGUUGUGCAAGUGGCAAUAUUUAUUGCAAUUGUUGGUGUUCUCAGUAUUGCUGUACAAGUAGUUCUUGGAUACCUAAUGAAAUCACUGGGUGCAAAGCAUACAAUAAUGGUUGGACUCUUAUUUGAGAUGCUACAACUUAUGUGGUACGGGUUUGGUAGCCGUACAUGGAUGAUGUGGGCUGCAGGAGUAUUAGCUGCACUAGGAUCUCUGACAUAUCCAGCAAUCAGUGCCUAUGUUUCUGUUAACAGUAGAGCUGAUAGGCAAGGAGUUGUACAAGGAAUGGUUACAGGAGUGAGAGGCCUCUGCAAUGGUCUGGGACCUGCCAUGUUUGGAGUGAUAUUCUACUUAUUUCAUGUAGAUCUUAAUGAAGAACACGCCCUUGCAGGAAUGGAUGGCCGACCUGAUGAUGACAAGUACAUAAGAAUUAUUCCAGGGCCACCUUUUGUAUUAGGUGCCUUGCUGGUAAUAUGUGCCCUUCUAGUUGCAGCAUUCUUACCUGAAGAUAAUGUAAUUGCUGCACGACGCACUUCACCUGAUUUGCGAUUUGAAAUUGAACAUGGACGGCGUGUAGCUGGCCCUUUGUCACCUUUAAUGGCUCCAGAGUCAGCAGCCCUCUAGCUAGCGGCUAAAGCUGGCAGAGCAGCCAGCGUUUGAACUUCAGGGCAGAUCGCCGAGGCAAUCAAUGCAUUUAGGAAGGUACCAAAGCAAACUCAGUGAUCAAUGUGAGUUUAUUCAGUAACUACAUGAGACCAUUACCUUUGUUCUGCUUCUUACUGUUUUUUAAUCUUUACCUGUUAUAAAUCAUUUAAAUUACUUUUCAAGCAUAUGUACAUAUUAUAUAUUAAAAAUAAAUCAAUUUUUAGCAUAACUAAACUUUAAUGAGCAAUAUAACACAAUAACUAAUGCAAACAAACAAUAUAUGUUCAAUACUAAUUCCAAUACAACUUAUUUUAGUUGAAAAAUAAAUUUACAUCAAAUACACAAUACAAGUCAACUCUUUUAAGGUUUUUAAGAAAAAGGAUUUCUAUCUUAACAUUAGUCACAUGUUUUUCCAUUAACAGACAUUGAAAAAACUGACUCAUUUUGGUUGGACCAUAAAUAAGACUUAUACUAUCUGAUAAAACAAACUUUGUUAAUGCACGCUUUGGUGUACAUGGAAGUAACUAUACUUUUUUCCUUAAAAAAUAUGGUAUAAUGUAUAUUAUGCUAUGAAGCUGCUUUUCUAAUGUCAGAGAUAAUCAGUAGUUUUUUUUGUGUUUAUGGCCAUAUCUUACUGUAAUACAUUGAAUAGUUUACCUAUUGCCAAUAAUUAUUUUCUAUUGGCAUAAAUCAAUUCUGAUAGCAUCUGGACAUGGUUAAUGUCUUAAAAUAUACAAUGUUGAAUUAGUUCAAUAAAUACCAGUAUUUGUACUGAGAUAGACUGAGUCACAAUUCAAUUAUAAGCUGUAUUGUAGAUAUUUUAAAAUCUGGUGCAAGUAUUAAUUUGAUGUAUGUAUUCUAUUACUAAGUAUAUAUUUAUGUUAUUAAUCGCGUCUUAUAUAUAAUCCUGCUGAGACUUGUAGGUUCAAAAGAAAAACAACAUUUUUGUGUACAAACUAAAAUCUUUAAAGUAUAUAAAAUAAUAAAUUCUUAUAUACAUCAAUUAAGUUAUUUUUGCCACCGUGUAGGCGAACGAUAGCCACAAAGAUAUCGCCAUAUGUUUGUUAUCACGACACGUCACAAAUCGUCAACUACAUUCUAGGUGAAGAAAUUUGAAAAAUGAUUGAAGCCGUUUGCGACUUCAUGAGUAAUGCGAGCCAUACGUUUUCUGAACAUUCACGUUUAGACUAGGGGAAGAUUGGGGGAAAAAUAGUUGGGAAAUACUGUCUAAGAUACUUAAUUCUUACAGAAGUUUGAAUGUAAACGAUCCCGUCACUUGAAUGAUUUGCUAAUUUUUAUUGCAAUGCUGUGCGCAAUUCGCUAUCAGAAAACGUUACAUCGUUAUUAUUUUAUUGGGCUUAUUCGAUUCCACAUUGAUAGUAGAUAGUUUAACAUCAGAUAAUGUAAAUUUAUCUAAACAAUUUAAGACUCAUACAACAUUAUCCUACCCGCGCAAAAAGAUUUAGAUAGAGAAUGUCCUUUUAUAUUAUAAAUAAAGUGAGUAUUUAAGGAGAAAAUAUGAGUUUCAAGUAACAAAAGACUGUCAUUGAAUGCUCGCAAGGUUACUCGUAAUAAUUAGCUAAUUUAGUUUGCGCCCACUUAAUAAAAAUUUCCAUACAAACUCACAAUUUUUCAUUCAGUUGAUAAUCGUUAUCAGCAAAGCAACUUACAUUUGUGCGUGUCUGUCGCUAAACAAACACCUGAGGGCGGUUAAUAUAAUUGUUCGCGGUUUUCACGAGGCAAAUGAUAAUGAAAAUCGAUUCUUUCGAGUCUUUGCACAGAUAUCUUCAAAUAAGAUUCUGCCAUUUAAAGACUUCAAACCUAGCUAACACAGCUUUCGUUUAUUUUUUUAGCAUAGGUACAUAAUUAUCUAAAUAUUACACAUUGAAAUGUUUAUUUAGGCUUUUUGAAGGUUAAAAUUAACUACCGCAGAGAGUAUCUAAAUAUCUUGAGAAAACAAAAUAUGACCUAGACGCGAAACAGCAAAAAUGAUUUUAGAACGAUUACGUUUCAUGGCUAUUCAAAACUUUUCAAACUUUUUUGUAAUGUUUAGUAUUCUACUGAAUAUUACAUAAACAAUUUAUUAUAAAGUUGUUAGCGAAUUAUGUUCAGCGGUGUAAUAACGAAAAUAAGUUUUUCAAUUACAUAAUUACCAAUAAUUCUCAGAACAAUAAAGCCGUGUUAUGAAUAAAAAACGAUCUCAUCCACCAAUUAAAAUCUAAACUAAUAAUCAGACUUGAAGUAUAAUGAUUCGAUGCGACCUGAGGCAUACAUAUAUAAUAUAUAUAUAUCAUAGGACGAUUGCAAUUCACCGAACAAUCAUCAAUAUACUCUAUCCGUGUCUUGGUUCGCUCUAAUGUAAGGCCGUAAUUCUUCUUCGAAUUCAAAUAUAUUUCAUUAAAUCUGUAUAGAAUUAAAGAUAUCCAAACUUUAUAUAAUUAACUGUUAUAUAAAAACCUUGGCAUGUUUCACAAAUUAUAUUAUUCCAAUAAAUGCUUGUAAGAUUUCUCAUCGCAAACUACUUAUAUGUUCAAUAGAGCCUGUAAAUCUAAUCAAACGUUGAUAUAAUAAAUACAUAAUAUAUCUUAUCAAUUUUAGUCGCCCAAGCACUAGCUUGUGGGAUUACUCAAUUAUAAAGUUAAUGGUUAUCAUUUGAUUACAAAGUUGUUACUAGAGCAUUGGAUUCGUUACCUAAAUGUAAUAAAGUAUACAAAACCGAGAACGGUUCAUGGGAAAAAAAAUCAAAUUUUAUCUGUAUCUUAGUUUUUUAUCGUAACAUUACUUUAUUCAAAUACUUAACUACUACAAAUAGUUAAACCAGUCGCAUAGUCUGAUUAAGUAACCCAAUAAUAUUAAACGUCGAUCAAGUUAACCGAACAAUAAUUAUACUUGCAAGCUAAAAUCUCGUGAUAGGUAUUUGCGUAGGUGUUUUAAAACUAGGUACGCGUCAGCGAGUGACGUCAUCGGGUAGAACAAAGGUUUUCGCGAUGGCAAUACCACAUUGCAAUGAAAACUCUCUCCCACGACCGGCGAAUAGUACGUGACGUUCUUUAGUAGUCUGGUAAUGUAGUAGAUGACUUUACCAUAGCUAUCGUUGAACAGCUAAUAGGAGAGAGCUUUGAAUCGAUCAAUGAUCAUUUUGUUGUAAAUUAUUAAAGUUAUGUAUUAGCUAUAAUAAAACGAAAAAGACGAGUCGUUAAGAAACCUAGAAAGAUUGAACUUCACUUAAAGCAAAAAAAAAAAAUAAUUUCAAAUUAAAUAAAUAAAGAUUAUUAAGAAUAUUUUAAGGAAUAUAUUGUCAUUGGUUAGUACAACCGUUCGUUCUAUUGUCCUAGAUUAAAUGUUAUGAAUAGCCUUGAAAACGAGUUUAUAUUUUAUAAAUAUUCAAAUAGUAGAAUAAAACGUUACGAUAUAAAAACCUUAACCUGCAUAUCAUCUUUAUACGUGAUUCAGAUUCAUUCCAAAUACCGAGGCAUCUCUUAAAAAUGGCUAUUCACGUAAAACCACGUAUUGUUGUCAAGGAAGGCAAUUACACAUAAAUGUAGUAUGAAAUAAUGAACACAAGGGAAUCCACUUAAACUAAUAAUAUCAUUUUUCUUUAUAUUAGAACAGAAUUUUGAAAUUACAUAAUUUCAGAGCUUUAUAUUUGAUUCAAUUCGUUUGACUCGAUUGGCACUCCAACACUAGAUUGACGUGUCGCGUAAUUUACCGGCAGCGUUUAAGUAAAUAUAUAUAUUAGCGUUUAGGUAUAUUUUAGUGUAAUUGUGUUUACCAGCGUGAAGUUCAGUUUUCUGGAAAUCUCUUAUUAUUUCUUGUUUUUACAUAAAUUAACGCAGAAAAUCUUGUAGACUGAAAUGGAAGGAAACCUUGAAAGCGUUGACCUCGAAAAGCAAGAGUUGAAGAUAUGGGGUGGUAAAAGCGAGAUAUGACUACUAAAGCGUUAUCAAUGCUUUGUAAAAUGGCAGUGUAGGCGUCUAGCCGACUUAUGUAGGCGUCUUUUAUACUUGCCAGGGACCGUAAUAUUCCCCUUUUAACUAUUUGUAUAUUCUAGCUGAAAAUUAUUUACUGAAUCCAUAAUACGUAUUCAAAAUUAUAAAUGUUGCCCAUAUCUAGAAGCGUAAUUUAUAAAUAUUUUAGAUGUUCUGCUGUUUUCUUUAGUUAUUGUGUGUGCUCGGAACUAAGAGAUAAUUUAAGUUGUACCAUCGCUAAUAAGUAAUUAAGUAAACUUUAGGCCCUAUACAAGAAUUACAUGUUGUACGGUCAUGUUGCUGACGAAUUUAUUUAUUUAGUACAUUUUAGUAGUGGCAAUUUCUAGAUGGUUUUGAAUGUCAUUGGUUCUUUGGUUAUAAAUAGGUUUAUUUUUUUAUGAUAUGUCAAGAAACUUUAAUAUGCUGCACAGGCCAAAGCUCAUGCUCAUAUUUCUAAUAAUUGUUCUAUCGCCAAACUAAAUUAUAUCUAGUAGAAGUCUAAAGGCGAUUUAGUGAUUUGAAUAGUGAUCUUAUUUUUACUUUCAAAAUAAUAUGUAUAUUUAUAUAAUACCGGUCCUACGCGACUCGAAGUGUUAUCAGACGCCUAACGUUGAGGCCUUUUGGUACAAACCUUAUUUUCCAUUUAAAUAAGAUUUACGUGUUGUAGACACGGCUAAUUGAAUAUCUAUUUUUCGCACUAUUUAAGUUUAAAACUUAUUAAAUAAAUCUUUUACUACUUGAAUAAGGCUGUAAAUAUACGAGUGUACAGUACUAAUUAACCUAGAUUGUUCCCUUUAGAGGGUAAGUGUUGAAAUGUUCACAUUUUAUUUGUGUUGAAAGGACUCUAACGUGGGUGACCUAGGUUAAAUAAUAAUUAUUAAGUAAUGUUAAAAAUGUAGGUGCCUAAGCUAGUAUUGUAUUAUAGUGAGACUACGUAGAAACUUCCAGGAAUCAUUGAUGGCACGUAACAAUACUUCAAAGUAGGACGUUCGCCUGAACAUUUGGUUCACACGAAUCCCUAGUUACCCAUUUAUGAAAAUAUACUGCGUCCUUAUUGUUCCGAUGUGCAUUCAUAGAAUUGUUAAUUGCUGCUUGCCAUCAAUGAAUUGGAGCUAAAAUAUGCUGUAUUUUUGUUAAAAUUGUACCUAACAUAUCUUGCUAAGCACCGGCUAGUUAGGCAUCACGAGAUCUCUGCUAGUGCUUUUCUUUUUGUAAAAUAGUCCAAUUUAGUAUUUAUAGUGAUAACAUAUAAAGUAUUAAUGUAGAAUAAUUCGUAAGUGGACCGUGCGCUGCGGCGUCAAUUAAUGUUCAUUGAAGCACAAAUAAAUGGUUUUGUCAACUGGUCUAACGAUAUUCAGCUUAAUUGAAUGCAUCUUUCUGGGACCAUGCUUAAAUCUUACUUUAUGCAAGAAAACCUUAGUACUUUUAAUAUGUAAGUACCUAUGUUCCUACGAUCAUUUAAAUCUGUAUGUUUCUAUUAGAUUUUUUAUAAUUAUUGAGGUCUUUAGCUAAAAAAAUACAUUGUAUACAUACAGUUUUAUUUUAUGACAAAAAGAACAUAUUUUGUAUUUAGAAGAACCGUUUUAUAUUCAUGCCAUUAUAAAUAUACAUUAAUUAAACGUCAUAAGCUAAGCUCAUAACUCGAAGUCGGCACGUAAAUACUCUGAGGAAGGUUUUUAUGGAGAGAAAAGUUCCAAGGAAAAACCUAAAAACUUGUUCACAAAACAUUAUAAUGAAUAUAUAUUUAAUUUAGGAUAAUGUUAAUAAAUGUUUGCAAUGUAUGAAAUAAAACUAAAGUUGGAAGUACAUAUAUAAUAAAACGUAAAACCUACCAGAUAUUCGAAAAAAAAAUUAGCACUUAGAUUUUUAUUCCUGAAAAGUCAAGUCUGUAUGGGGUGGUAUACCAAAAUGUUACGUAUGUAAAAAAAUCUAUAGUUUCAAAUAAUAGGUAAUAUUCAGAACACUUCCAAAGAUAGCGCAUGUCAUAAUGCAGAAAAAGAAAUAUCGAUUCGCGCCAGUUGACGACACCAUAGAUGAUGAUCAAUAUUUUAUAUAGUCUUUUUGCAAUUUCACACUUCACAUUGUAAUCUGUAUCGGUAUUUGCAUUGAGUGAGAUAUUUAUUUUUUUGUAAUAGCAAAGCGAAAAUUUUACAUUUUACUAAAAAUGAGUACAAGCGUAUUUCCGUAUAAAUGUGAUAUAAUUUAAAGGGACUCUUUAACUGUGGCUCAACAAACAAUUAUCUAAUAUAAAUAACCUUUUAAUAAUUGUUGAGUUAAUGAUUCCAUAGUUAAAUAUUUUAACUAAGUCUUGAGUUUAUUUAUGUUAUAUAUUAAGAAAAGUUGGAUUUUUUAAAUUGAAAUAUUUAAAUUGCUGUAAUAAUGGUUUUUCUAAAUGUAAAAAUAUGUACCCAUCCAUGAUAAUAAACAUGUGUUUACUGUAAUUAUAAAUAAGAUUAUGCAGCUAUUUAAAUAUUUAUUUCAUAAUGUUUUCGUGUGACACCAUAUCCAUAAUGCUUCUAUGUUGAGAAUUAAUAAAUCUGAAUGUAGUCA
Pieris rapae (cabbage white) is the source of this 8135-nucleotide messenger RNA. RefSeq names its product hippocampus abundant transcript 1 protein. The coding region runs from base 145 to 1596 and encodes 483 amino acids. The record is from RefSeq and is a predicted model, not a curated record. The transcript has a single exon. Gene Ontology annotation, biological process: transmembrane transport. Lineage: Eukaryota; Metazoa; Arthropoda; Insecta; Lepidoptera; Pieridae. Gene Ontology annotation, molecular function: transmembrane transporter activity. Gene Ontology annotation, cellular component: membrane.